CACGUGACACAACAGCGCCAUUUUGAAAUUUCGGAGCAGGCCUUUUUCUGAGGGAGAGUGGACGUUGGUGCUCUUGUGAUCGUCUGUGGAGAAUUUCCUUCUCGUCCCAGCUCAGAGAGGAGGGAAAAGGAAAGAUGAGCAUAAGCAGCACAGCAGACGCUGUGGGCAGGAUGAGAUUGGAUGACGGUGGUGCCAAGUCGUCAGGUCUGGGCAUGCCAGACGCCUCAUCCAAGGCUCUGUUCAACAAGCUGAUCAUGCGAGCCAAGCAGGAGCAGGAGAAGGGAAACCUUCAGAAAGCCCUGCAGAAGUACAGGGAGGCACAGAAACUCUACCCUACAGACAAAGUACUCAAGAAGAUCAAGAAGAUAGAGGCUUAUCUGUUGCUUAGUGACGAAGAGGAGGAGGAAGAAGAGGUGGAUGAUGGCACAGUGUGUGUCAGCGACGGGUUCAACCUCCCAAAGGAUGUCUAUGACAAGUUGUAUCCGUACCAACAAGAAGCAGUAAAGUGGUUUUACUCAUUGUUCAUGAAGAGAAAGGGAGGGAUCCUAGGAGAUGACAUGGGGCUGGGUAAGACCGUACAGGUGACAGCCUUCCUGUAUGGGAUGUUCCUGAUGGAUCGCAUCAAAAAUGUGCUGAUUAUCCUGCCAGUGGCACUCAUCACUAACUGGGAGAGAGAACUGGAGAAAUGGGCUUCGGGUGAAAUCCGUGUGAAGCAGUUCCAUGGGUCUAACGCGCGGGAACGUACCAGGAACCUGGAGCGCGUACAGAGGAGAGGUGGGGUCGUUCUGACCAGCUAUGGCAUGGUCUCCAACAACUGGGAGCAGCUCGCCAAGAUUGACUACAAAGAAUUUGUCUGGGACUAUGUCAUUCUGGAUGAAGGGCACAAGAUAAAGAACCCCACUAAGACAACGAAGGCUUGCCACGCAAUCCCAGCCAGGAACAGGUUCAUCCUGACAGGGACACCCAUCCAGAACAACCUCAGGGAGAUGUGGGCUCUGUUUGACUUUGUGUCUCAAGGCACCCUCCUGGGAACUGCUAAGACCUUCAAGAUGGAGUACGAGAACCCCAUCACAAGGGCCAGGGAGAAGGAUGCUACAGCAGGUGAGAUCCACCUGGGAAACCGCAUGUCGGAGAGCCUGAGACAACUCAUCGCACCCUACUUCCUUAGGAGAACCAAAGCAGAGGUGAUGCCCAAGGACAAGGAGAACACAGAUCCUAACCAAGACGCUGGAGAAGCCCAGGAACAAGCCUCGGGGAACACGUUCCCAUCCCUGGAGAGGAAGAAUGACCUGAUUCUGUGGGUUAUCUUGUCCAAAGCCCAGCAGCAGAUCUACAAGGACUUCCUCAGUCUGGACAGGGUUAAAGAGAUGCUGAUGACGACCAGGUCCCCCCUGGCAGAGCUGAACGUGCUGAAGAAGAUCUGUGACCAUCCCCGGCUCCUGUCCACCCUGGCAUGUGCACAGCUCGGACUGGACGGAGAAGAUGGCUUGGACCCAGAAGAUGAGGACAACAUGGCCCACGAGGUGGCAGCCAACAGUAUCGAGAACAUCUCCAGUGACCAGCUGAUGGCAGAGUCUGGGAAGACGUGCGUCUUAGUCGAGCUGUUAGAACGUCUCAAGGAGGAGGGCCACCAGACACUGGUCUUCUCACAGUCAAGGAAGAUGCUGGACAUCAUCCAGAAGAUCUUGAAGAGUCGGGGCUUCAAGGUGAUGAGAAUCGACGGCACUAUCACCAAGUUGGAGGAUCGAGACAAACGGAUCCGCAGGUUUCAGAGUGACCCAUCCUGGAGUGUCUUCCUGCUCACCACACAGGUUGGUGGAGUUGGGCUCAACUUGACAGCAGCAGACAGAGUAAUCAUAUAUGACCCCAGCUGGAACCCAGCCACAGAUGCCCAGGCAGUAGACAGGGCGUACCGUAUUGGUCAGCAGAAGUCGGUGGUGAUCUAUCGGUUCAUCACCUGUGGGUCUGUGGAGGAGAAGAUCUACCGCAGACAGGUGUUCAAGGAGUCAGUCACCAGGCAGACCACAGGAGCCUGCAAGGACCCCUUCAGGUACUUCUCCAGGCAGGACCUUCGGGAACUGUUUGUGAUGGAUAACCCGGAACACUCCACCACGCAGGAGCAGCUGGCACAGAUGCACUCCCAGAACAGGAAGUCAGACACAGCCCUGGACGAGCACAUUGCCUACCUGCACUCCCUGGGUAUAUUUGGAAUCAGCGAUCAUGACCUGUUAUACAGCAAGCAGGCUGAUCAUGAGGAGCUGCCAGCAGGACAGGAGUACAUUCAACAGAGGGUGCACAAGGCCCGCGAGCUGGUCAUGGCAGAGUCCCAGCUUCACCACCAGAUGAACGAGCUACGACAGACGACAACAGAGGCCAGCUUCCUGCGCCGCCACGGAGGGAAGCAGCCGGGUCCGGAGCCUGGCCCCUCCGGGUCACAGGACGGUUUCCCUGACAACCUGCCCGAACUGUUCCACCCCAGUCAGGACCACAACCCUCGCAACAUGCUCAACAAACCUAAGGUUCGGACAGUAAGCAGUGAUGACUACACAGACAGUCCUGUGCAUCCCAAGUCUCACCCAGAUGAGCUCCCAGGACGCUUCAUCGACCUGAGCCAGGAAACUGAAGAGGAGCAGGCACAACAGCUGGAGAAGAGUUUUGCUAAGAUCAGCAUCAGCAGCCAGGAGAGGGAGGAGGAAGAGCAGGAACAGAUUAACAGCUCUGCAGAGGCUGACCAAGAAGAUCAUAACGAUGACCAAGAAGAUCAUGAUGAUGACCAAGAAGAUGAUCAUGAUGAUGAAGAUGAGCAACUCCAGCUGGCCCUGGCCAUGUCAUUGCAGGAAAACCCUAAGAAGACAUUGACAAGAGAACCUCUCACCGAUAUGCUCAACAUUAGCAGGAAGAAAUAUGAGGGAGACAUUUCAAAGCAGAGCAGCCUGUAUAUGGAGGACAAUUCCAUUGUUUCUGUGGAUGAUGACCGUGCCACGCCCGGGCUGAACAACGCUCUGUUCACCAGCAGCGACAGUCUGCAGUUUGUGGCAGACAGCGGAGACGAGGACACGUCACGGGGACAGCCCAGCUCACGGUCUUCCUCUCGACCAUUCUCCCGCGGAGAUGUGUUCGUCAUUGAGGACUCUGAGCCAGAGGAGGCUGGUAGCGACGAUGAUGUGCCUGUAGUUUCUGCAGCAGGUUUUGCUCAGGACGCAAUCAUCGAUGUGAGCGAGGAAGAAGAAGAAAUCGUCGACGAUUUUGAAUCGGAGUCGUUUCGUGACAGAAACACAGUAGAAAGGAAAGAAGAGAUGACUGCAGCAGUUCCUCAUAUUGAUAGCAGAGAGGGGGGGACAGAAGAUGAAGAUGACACCAAACGCUAUCAAGAUGAUGUAGACAUCAGCGAUGACAGUGCAGAGGAGUCUGAAGUAACUGACAACAGCAGACAGUCUGACAGAAAGAGCUUCCCUUCUGUGCCUGGGGGGCACGACAGAUUGUCGCUGGACAACAGUCUCAUCAAGAAUGCCCGGCGGCGGCCCAGGCCACGCGUGAUCGACUCAGAUUCCGAAGACGAUGGUGACGGAAGCAGAGACGAAAGCAGAUCAGAACAUCAUCGUAGUCUUGACCAGACUGAUAGCCCACCAGCUGACAACAGAGAGUCUUUUGAGGAGGGCAAGCUAAACAACUCUUCUGUAGUCGGCAGUGAAGAGGAGGAGAAAGAUGAGCAAGAAGAGGAAGUAGCUGAAGAUGACAAUCACAUCGAGGAGGAUGACAAUUCUGACCCUGGAGAUGUAAGUGAGGAGGAGGAAGAUGAGCAAGAAAAGGAGGUAGCCGAAGAGGACAGUCACUUCGAUGAUGAACAUUCUGACCCUGGAGAAGCUGUGACUGAUGAUGAUGAUGAUGAUGAGGCUUCAAAAAGUGACCAGGAAGGCAGUUUGGACGAAGAACAAGAGGAGGAUGAGGUUGAGAGUGAAAUGGAAGAAGAGUACUACUCUCCAGAAGAAGACAGUCUACAUGAUAAAGACGCUUCCCAUCCAGACUUGAAGUUGAUGUACAGGGAGCUGGUGAAGGAGGGAAGGAAGCUGGAGGCAGAAGGAGAUCUGAACUCUGCCCUGAACCACUACCUUCAGGCCCUGGACAUGGACGGGUCAGACCUCGCACUGCAGACAUCUGCCCUCAAACUGACUCAGAAAAUACACACAGCAUGAAAGGGAGCCUGUAACUAGAUGCAACAGUGUACAACUUUUCAGCUAAUUUACGUAUGUCCAAAGCAAUGAGAUACUAGUAAUACAUUUUGUAAUAUCUCUUUGUUGCCAAUGAUGACAUUCAAUGUGUUAAAUCUCAGGAAGAAGAAAAGUGUCUGAUGUCAUCAUCAGAUCAUGUGCAAACCAUUUCUUCCCUGACUUUGUGUGUACUGAAAGAAGUAGGUACUUGCCAAGGCCACCAAACUUAAGAGGAACUGUUUUUUUUUGAGAAUGGAUCAUUCUUUAUUUCAACUUUGCAUGUUCCAAAAAAAUCUUACUUAGUGUUGUGCUGUAUGUGCAUGUUUCUAUUGUAUUUCUCAUGUAUGUAUGUCGAAAGUUUUCAUUUUGUUAACUCUUUCUUGUACUAACUGUGUUACUUCUUGUAGAUGUAGAUUUGCAUGGUAUAUUUUCCAGAUAACGUGUUUAUUUCAUUGUCAUAACUGUCCCAAGUAUUGAAUCUGCUUUCUAGCCACUUGCUAUAACUUCAACUUUACAAAUACAUGACAUUGUAUAUCUAUCUGAAGCUCUUUCAAUUAUGUAGCAAAUUAGGUUUCAAAACUGACAAAAUAUUUAUCUUCUACAGUGUAUUUUAUCUUUAAAGAAAGUAUUGAUCAAUGGCUACAUUGUAAAUCAUUCUAUCCAACAUUAUGUCUGUAAUACACAGAGAGGUAGGACUCUGUAUGUGGAAAGAGACUGAAAAUAUCAUUGCAUUUUAAACUACACUUUUGUACUUACAGAACGAAUAAAGGCAUAGUUACAAUGUA
This is a messenger RNA of Branchiostoma belcheri (Belcher's lancelet), 4993 nucleotides long. RefSeq names its product DNA excision repair protein ERCC-6-like. The transcript has 28 exons. The record is from RefSeq and is a predicted model, not a curated record. NCBI's taxonomy places the organism in Eukaryota, Metazoa, Chordata, Leptocardii, Amphioxiformes, Branchiostomatidae. Gene Ontology annotation, molecular function: ATP binding; protein binding; DNA translocase activity. Bases 135 to 4193 code for a protein of 1352 amino acids.